UCUCAUCUAGCACUAUUUGUACAAUACUACAUACAGGACAUGUGUGCGUAGCGAUGGCGUGACCUAACUAACUCGGAAUGUGAUGGAACCAUGAUAUUAACAGUUAAUUACUAAUGGCACUACUUAUAUAAAGCUCAAACCCCGCUCAUUGAGCGAUCAUCCUACAGUUUUGGACCCAACACACAUAUAUAUACACACAUCAGUCAGUACCUAUUGGAUUAGGCUGGAAAGGGGUAAGGGGUCUACGUAUGUAUAAUCGCGACGACUUCCUAAAAUAACUUGAACCUCAUCUACACUGUUCCCAUUGACGAACUAUUCUAUCUCAGCUAGCAACAGAAGAAACAUUUGCACGAUGAAGGAGGCUGUAGUAGCCCCAGGGCCAAAGGUUGAAAUUAUUGACUCGCCCGUUCCAAAGCCUAAUGCAGACCAGAUUCUUAUUAAGGUUAUCGUGAGUGGUUCCAAUCCGAAGGACUGGAAAGUCCCCGACUGGCGCCAAGUCACUGCGAACCAAGGGGAUGACAUAGCCGGUAUCGUUCAAGAUGUUGGUUCUAAUGUGACUGAAUUCAAACCUGGCGAUCGCGUUGCGGCGUUCCAUGAGAUAAUGAGCCCCCAUGGUUCCUAUGCUGAAUAUGCUAUCGCGUGGCAGCACACCACUUUCCAUCUACCACAGGCAACCACCUUUGAGGAAGGAGCUGCCAUCCCCUUGGCUGCCAUGACAUCGGCAGUCGGACUCUAUCUUCAACUUGGUCUCCCGCAGCCAUGGACACCGGCGGUUGAGCCCACACCCCUUGUAAUAUACGGUGCGGCCUCUGCUGUCGGUACUUACGCUGUCCAGUUCGCCAGCAAGAGCAACAUACACCCUUUGAUUUGCGUUGCUGGAAAGUCCCAAUCUCACGUGGAAAACCUGAUUGACCGUGGUAAAGGGGACACCGUCGUCGACUACCGAGAUGGGGACGACGCUGUGACUGAGGCUCUGAAGAAAGCAGCCGAAGGGUCUAAACUCCUGUAUGCUUUCGAUGCGAUAUCAGAACACAACAGCUAUGUUAUUUUGAGCAAGGUACUAGCCCAGGGCUCCAAGAUAACGCUCGUGCUGCCACCAAAGGAUUACGAGUUUCCUUCACAUGUUACGCAGUCCCUGACUUCAGUGGGCUCGGUACAUUCAACCGCCAAGGACUUCGGCUUCGUGUACUUCAGGUACAUCACUCGAGGACUACAGGAAGGAUGGUUCAAGCCGCAGCCGCAAGAACUCGUGCCGGGGGGGCUGGGUGGUAUUCAAAAGGGGUUGGAUAACUUGAAGGCUGGCAAAGCGAACGCCAUAAAAUACGUGUUCAGAAUCGCCGACACGGAAGGUAUUUGAUGUAUGAAUAUAUGAAAUCAGGGCAUGAAAUCAAGGCGGCACAAACUCGUAGGAUCCUUCUAUUCCCUUCGUUACCCCAGAACCACCCCCUCCCUGAUUUACCUAGCAGGAUCUAGCAAUGUCACGUUAUUACCAACCGCGAGUAAUGGAUUGCAUUCUACAUGAGUAGACAAAGAUCGCUUGCAUAUUGGAAUCUAUGAUGAAACGAGUUGUCGUGUGCAUAACGGAAGGCCAAAUCGAACCUCCCACCGAAGGUUUUUUUUUUUUUUUUUUUUUUUCCUACGAAUGCAGACCAGAAUCAUCUCGAUCACCA
This is a messenger RNA of Hypoxylon fragiforme, 1670 nucleotides long. Its product is annotated as GroES-like protein. The transcript is spliced from 3 exons. Gene Ontology annotation, molecular function: oxidoreductase activity, acting on NAD(P)H. The coding region runs from base 353 to 1357 and encodes 334 amino acids. The record is from RefSeq and is a predicted model, not a curated record. NCBI's taxonomy places the organism in Eukaryota, Fungi, Ascomycota, Sordariomycetes, Xylariales, Hypoxylaceae.